AUGGGAGACCGACACAUUACCCAGCAGAGCAUCUUCACCCUUCUGGGCAAGCUCGACGACCCCGAUGCCGACCUGCGAUACAUGUCUCUCAAUGAUCUAUUCAAUAUUCUCAACAGCCCAAACUCUUCAUUUCUCUCGGGUGAUGAAAGAUCUGCCACUAAAUUGGCUGAUGGACUGCUCAAGGCACUGGAUGAUCAGCAUGGCGACGUUCAAAAUCAAGCGUUGAAGUGUCUUGGCCCCUUGGCCCUUCGACUGCCAUUCAAUGCACUGAUGCCCUUGCUCGAGAAAUUAACCAACCUCACCUCUUCCCAGACGCUGGACACAUCGGUCCCUAAUACCGCCCUUCGCACCAUUGUUGAUACCCUCCCCCGCCCUCAAGCCGGACAGCCUGCGACUCCGUCCGCAGUCACCGCAUAUAACGCCGUAUCCAAGGUUCUGAUUCCUAGGCUGGUUGGUCCGACUCAGUCAAGCUCUGGCCGCCGAGGCUCUGUUGUGCGGGGCAUGUUGGAGAAGGAUCCGGCCAAGGGCUUCAGUAGUGAUGCCAUCGAUGUGCUCAUCAAAGUGGUUACAUGUUUCGGACCGCUUCUCCAGGAGCACGAGCUGGCUGCUCUGACUGAGCCUGUCAUGGCCAUUAUUCAUAACGAUACCGCGGGAACCGUGGUCACUAAGCGUGCGCUGGCGGGCAUUUCUGGACUGGUUCUUUUCUACUCUGAUUCCCAGCUCAAUGCUUUUGUGAAGCGCCUCGCGGAUACUCUUGCAUCGCCUGAGAUAUCCACUGUCCACAGACGUCAUCUGAUUGCGGCGGUCGGUACUAUUGCCCGAAGUGCCCCGGUCAAGUUUGGUCCACAUCUGAAUAGUCUUGUGCCAUUCGUCUUCUCUGCUGUUGGAGAGGAGGGUGUUACAGCACACUGA
This is a messenger RNA of Penicillium maclennaniae, 912 nucleotides long. RefSeq lists its product as uncharacterized. Gene Ontology annotation, cellular component: nucleus. The coding region runs from base 1 to 912 and encodes 303 amino acids. The record is from RefSeq and is a predicted model, not a curated record. The transcript is spliced from 2 exons. Lineage: Eukaryota; Fungi; Ascomycota; Eurotiomycetes; Eurotiales; Aspergillaceae. Gene Ontology annotation, biological process: protein ubiquitination; SCF complex assembly.